Molecule: messenger RNA, 550 nt
Organism: Ochlerotatus camptorhynchus
Lineage: Eukaryota; Metazoa; Arthropoda; Insecta; Diptera; Culicidae
Product: acanthoscurrin-2-like
Exons: 2
Coding region: 1-543 (180 amino acids)
Source: RefSeq, a predicted model, not a curated record
AUGAAACUCACGCUACUGGUGACUUGUGCAGUGUUGGGAGUUGUUCUGGGAAAACCGGCUGAAAAUCAGCAACAUGAACAGUCGGUCCAGGAUCAGCCUCCUGCUCAAGAUAGAGUAUUCGAUUUGAGUCGGAAAUCGAGGCAGCUUUUCGGCACAGGAUAUUCCUAUGGAGGAGGAUUGUCUCAAGGAGCAUAUGGUGGCGUCUCGGGUUAUUCGGGAUACUCCGGCAUUCCAACCACCGGGCUAGGCUUCAACAAUGGACAGUACAGCACAGCUUUAUAUGGCGGAGGUCCAUACGGAGGCGGUUCGUACGGCAGUGGUGUUUACGGUGGUGGUGGGGGAUUGUACGGCGGCGGCCUGUAUGGUGGCAGUCAAUAUGGAGGCAGCCAGUAUGGUGGAUUGAAUGGUGGCGGUUUGUACGGUGGCAGUGGACUAGGAUUAAAUGGUGGAUACGGCGGAUACAACCAGUUUGCCAACGACCCCUACAGCUCUUUCGGUUCGAGAGGAUUCAUUCCGUCCAUCCCCUUUAGACGUGGGUACUGAUUGGAGU